AUGCCACUUGAUGUUGUAUACGUAGGUGGCCAAAAUGGUGCCCAACUGCACGUAGGCAAACUGCUCUCCGAUACAGCGGUGUCUUCCUCCGCCAAAAGGCAAGUAUGGGGAAGAAACACCCUUUGUGAUUUUGCCAAAACCGUAGUCGACAGCGUCGCCCUCAGACACAGAGGAGGCCCAGUCGUUGUCCCAUCUGUGGGGGUCGAAGGUAUCUGCUUUAGGGAACCAUCUUUCCGAGGUCUGGGCGUAACCAGGCGAAACCAACACAUGGUGGCCCUUUGGAACCACGUAGCUGGUGUUGGGCACCACCAAGUUGUGCUUGACUUUUCUAAAGAUCGAGUGCAAAGGCAUGUGGAGACGCAAGGUUUCCUUGAUGGUUUGGUUGACCAAGUGCAUUUCUUGCAAAUCUUCGUACGACAAGUCGGUGAUCUUGCCGCCCUUUUUGGUCAACACGCUGAGCACCUCGUUGUACAAUUCUUCCUGGAGCUCUGGCUUUUCGGCCAAGUGCAACAAGAACCACGCAGAUGUGGCGGCAGACGUGUGCUGACCGCCCAUCAAAACACCAAUCAACAAGUUGGCAAUCUCCUGGUCGGUCAUUUUCACGCCGUCCUUGUAGGUGGAGUUGAGCAUGAGCGAGUCGAUCAAGUCUCUGUCUGGCACGAUGUCGCCCGACUUUCUUCUGUCGUUAAUCAACGACAUGUAUGUGGCAGAGAUCUUUCUCUGCGCCUCGUCUCUGCGUCUGUAGGCGGGCAAGGGCAAGUGGGGGAAAACGAAGUUGAUGGGCGUGAAGCCCUUGUCCAAGUCCGAGUACAACUGCGCGAACGACGUGUCGAAACGGGCUCUCAUGUCGUCACCCAUCAAAGACUUGGACGCGGUCAAAAUGGUCAAUUCCGGCUGGGUUUUCAUCACGUUGGCCACGCCGCUGUUGCGCUCGGUCAUGCUGAAGUCCAGGCACGACUUGAAGUAGUCAAGGAUCUCCUCCUGGAUGCGAGGAACGUACUUCUGGAACGAGUCCUUGGUCAAGGCAAACUUGGCAAACUUCUUUUGCUCCAUCAACCGGUGGUUGGGGCAGUCGUAGAUCACACCUUUGCCGAACACAGGCGUGGUCAAGUGGCUGUAGGCCUCUUCGGCGGAAACGUCCGCAAGCUUCGAGUUCAACACAAACUCAUGGCCCUUUGGGCCCAAGUACACCGUCAUCACACGGCCCAACAACAUGAAGGCAAACACAUCGCCGUAUUUCUCUCUGCAGCUCUCGAAAAACUCGUAAGGCUGCAUACCAUAGGGAAUGGCCGAGCCGAACCACGGAAUCCAGUGGAAAACCAUUGGUACCCGGUCUUUUCUCAACGAAUACACAAACUGCCACAACACAUUGAACACGAUGGGCGUGAACACCAAAAGCGCGAUUUUGGACAAAAGUCCAAGCAGACAAAACUGCGCGUAGCCCCAAGCGACGUACUCUGCCAAAGCCAUAGCGGAUACUGGAAGAGAUUUUUUUUUUGUCGACUCACCAAUGUCAUAUAUACUGUUGGUAAGGCUAUACGAUGGUGCACGGGUGUGCGCGCGUCUGGGGCUAUGAUAGAGAUGCCGAUAGACCUGGUUGGCGAAAGAGAGGCGGGAAAAAAGCGGGAGAAAGGGGAAACGGGGCAGAAAAGGGUGAACGACAUUUCUGUUUGUGGGGCCUGUUCCGUUUUGCCUCCUCUUGCUCCGUUCGUGUUUAUGCCAUCGUAUGAGCGCAUCGCCAGAGAUGUCGUGUACUGCACAUAA
Molecule: messenger RNA, 1764 nt
Organism: Clavispora lusitaniae ATCC 42720
Lineage: Eukaryota; Fungi; Ascomycota; Pichiomycetes; Serinales; Metschnikowiaceae
Source: RefSeq, a predicted model, not a curated record